GGACCAUGGGAUGUCGGCAAAGCUCGGAGGAGAAAGAGGCGGCGCGCCGGUCCCGGAGAAUCGACCGCCACCUGCGCUCCGAGAGCCAGCGGCAGCGCCGCGAGAUCAAGCUGCUGCUGCUGGGCACCAGCAACUCGGGCAAGAGCACCGUGGUGAAGCAGAUGAAGAUCAUCCACAGCGGCGGCUUCAACCUGGAGGCCUGCCGCGAGUACCGGCCGCUCAUCGUCUACAACGCCAUCGACUCGCUCACGCGCAUCAUCCGCGCGCUGGCCGCCCUCCGCAUCGACUUCCACAACCCUGACCGCGCCUACGACGCCGUGCAGCUCUUCGCGCUGACCGGCCCGGCCGAGAGCAAGGGCGAGAUCACGCCCGAGCUGCUGGGCGUGAUGCGCCGGCUGUGGGCCGACCCGGGCGCGCAGGCCUGCUUCGGCCGCUCCAGCGAGUACCACCUGGAGGACAACGCCGCCUACUACCUGAACGACCUGGAGCGCAUCGCCGCGCCCGACUACAUCCCCACGGUGGAGGACAUCCUGCGCUCCCGGGACAUGACCACGGGCAUCGUGGAGAACAAGUUCACCUUCAAGGAGCUCACCUUCAAGAUGGUGGACGUGGGCGGGCAGCGGUCCGAGCGCAAGAAGUGGAUCCACUGCUUCGAGGGCGUCACGGCCAUCAUCUUCUGCGUGGAGCUCAGCGGCUACGACCUGAAGCUCUACGAGGACAACCAGACGAGCCGGAUGGCGGAGAGCUUGCGCCUGUUCGACUCCAUCUGCAACAACAACUGGUUCGUCAACACCUCGCUCAUCCUCUUCCUGAACAAGAAGGACCUGCUGGCCGAGAAGAUCCGGCGCAUCCCCCUGUCCGUGUGCUUCCCCGAGUACCGGGGCCAGAACACCUACGAGGAGGCCGCCGUCUACAUCCAGCGGCAGUUCGAGGACCUGAACCGCAACAAGGAGACCAAGGAGAUCUACUCCCACUUCACCUGCGCCACCGACACCAGUAACAUCCAGUUCGUCUUCGACGCCGUCACAGACGUCAUCAUCCAGAACAACCUCAAGUACAUCGGUCUGUGCUGAGAAGCCCGUUGGCCUGGGCGGAGCCCCGAGGCCACCAGCCCCCACGUGCUGGGAGAUGCGGCCCCGGGGCACAAAGCGGGGGCCCCAGAAUGUCCCGCUGCCCCCACUCCCAGGCCUCUGGGGUUCCACAAACAUAAAUAUAUGCGGAUAGAUUGCUAAGUAGACACACACCCACACACCCACACACACACACACACACAGACGUGCGCCUGGAGGUGGCGGGUUCCCCAACGCUCCGGGGUCUCCUGAAGACUCGGGGGUCUGUCCAAGGCCGCAGCGAGCCCCGCCUGCCCCCCACCUUGCCUUCCCGAGUCAGCCCCGCUCUGCGCGGGGCCUGCGGGACGUCGGGAGCGCGGCCCCACGCCCAGGCGACCUGGGGAAGGCCGGCUCGGCCGGGCGCGGACCGAUGACCUUUCCGCUGAGCAGAGGGGCCGGGCCAGGGCCCCCUCGUGCGCCGCCUGUCUGGAGCGGGGUGCGCGGCAGGCCCCAGCACUGGCCAGGCCUGCGGCCCCUCAGCUCGAUCCAAGCAGCUUCAAAAUAUGCAGCAAAAAUCCACAGUGACCAGUGGCGUUUCCACGGAGGCCAGCUGGGUUCCGGCUUUUCUUCUACUCGUCCGACGUUUUUAUAAAUCUGAACCUGUUUUUUCUUCUCUGACAUCUUUUUUUUUUUUUUUUUGGCCAAAUCUCGUGGUGUUUCGCA
This is a messenger RNA of Condylura cristata (star-nosed mole), 1772 nucleotides long. RefSeq names its product guanine nucleotide binding protein (G protein), alpha z polypeptide (gene GNAZ). NCBI's taxonomy places the organism in Eukaryota, Metazoa, Chordata, Mammalia, Eulipotyphla, Talpidae. Gene Ontology annotation, cellular component: heterotrimeric G-protein complex. Bases 6 to 1073 code for a protein of 355 amino acids. Gene Ontology annotation, biological process: adenylate cyclase-modulating G protein-coupled receptor signaling pathway. The transcript has 2 exons. The record is from RefSeq and is a predicted model, not a curated record. Gene Ontology annotation, molecular function: G protein-coupled receptor binding; G-protein beta/gamma-subunit complex binding; GTPase activity.